Molecule: messenger RNA, 1125 nt
Organism: Plasmodium knowlesi strain H
Lineage: Eukaryota; Apicomplexa; Aconoidasida; Haemosporida; Plasmodiidae
Product: conserved Plasmodium protein, unknown function
Exons: 3
Coding region: 1-1125 (374 amino acids)
Source: RefSeq, a predicted model, not a curated record
AUGAUAAAAAAAGAAGAAUCUAUGACCCUGUCCACAGAGCAGGGUGGUGAUCACACCAAGUGUGAGGAUGGAAAAAGAGAAAGUAAUGAUAACUACAGGGAAUUCGACAGUACGAACAGUGUUGGUUGUGAGGGCGCCUACAACUCCGACAUCUGUGAAGAUGACUCCACGUGCGCCUCCUCCAUCGGGAAAAGCGUUUACAUCAUAAACGCCAGCUUUAGUAAGAUAAAGAAAAACCUGCAUGAUAUAAAUGAAGCCAUUCACUUGCAUAUCGAUUCGGAGGGAGAAACGGGGGAUGAGUUCAGCGGCGAACUGGACGACCAAUCUGACGGCACGACCAUCUCCAGCGACGACAGCAGCAUUGUGAAGACAUUCAAUGCUUAUAACGGUAAUAGAGAAAAUGUGGAUGGCGUGGAUGAUGAUGAUCAUAACGACGGUGAAGACAGGAAAAGGAGCAAGGAAUUACAGCUACUGCUAAACAACGUAAUAAACACCAAGUUGGAAAAAAAAAAAAUUGCCACCCUUGACAUCAUUGACGAGUGCAUAUCUAUUAAGAAGCAUUACAACUCCAUUGCGGAGAAGAGACACGAAGGGGAGGAGGAAGACAACUGUGCGUUCGUUGUGGAUGGGGUUCCCCGAGGAAUCAGCUACGCACAGAGUGUGGACAUGCACAAGGUUGAAAAUUUAGACGAUCUGUUAGAAGGCAUGGCGGCGUGUGAGGCGGGGGGAGAAGCGGCGGGAGACUUUGACGCGGACUCGGACGCGCCGCCAGGCUUCGAUAUGGUGAACUUGAAGGACCCCGGUGCGGUUGGCAGUGAAGACGAAGCGGCAAGCGAGGCUAGCUCCGCGGAACCCCCAACGGAACACAUCUCCACGGUGAAGCGGCUCACUGACUGUCUACAAAAUUUUAAGAACUCCAAAAAAUAUAGAAAAGACAUACUGACUUAUCCAAUAAUUUUUUUUCUAAAAAAGGAGAAACAGCUUGUUCAAUUUUUAAGAAGAAAAAAGAAGCUCUUCUACUGUGUGUUGCACGCUGGUUUCCUCCUUUCUUAUCUUCUCUUUUGCCUCUCAUUUAUUCUUUGCAAGCGUGCCCUUUACGGAAUGUUUUACGACCAGGAUUUGUGA